This is a messenger RNA of Leptosomus discolor (cuckoo roller), 879 nucleotides long. Lineage: Eukaryota; Metazoa; Chordata; Aves; Leptosomiformes; Leptosomidae. The record is from RefSeq and is a predicted model, not a curated record.
GGGAGUUCAUCACAGCUCCAAUCCUGGACUGUUCAGCCGUCCUUUGAAGUGAUUCCAGCUCAGCCACAGCUAGUGUUUCUUCGUCCAUCAAUCCCACCUCCCGUUACCCCUCACCCUGUUGGGAAAAAGAGAAAUGACUCCACUAAUUACCUGCCUAUCCUGAAUUCUUAUCCCAAAAUAGCACCACAGCCCUGCAAAAGGGAUCACUCCUUUGAUCUAGAAGAACGUCAGGAAACCAGUUGCCAUAAACGACUCUGCACAGAAGCACCCAAGAUGGAGACUUCUCCUGUAUCAAGGAGCACAGGCUUGCCUCCUAGUCCGUUUGUCCACCUACCAGUUAGCUUUAAGACCCCUCAGGAUUCUAACGAGGAAAGUUCUGCAACUCCGUUGACAAGUGGAAAAUUGUCAGCUCUUCCUGGUUUUCAUCGUGUUUCCAGUGACACUCAGAAAGUGCCAGGUCUGACUCCCCUUUUACCUUUUGGAACUCUGCAGGCAACAAAGCGCAGCCCUCAUGAGAGCGAGAGCGCAGCACAAACUACAAUGCAGUCAGCAGUGUGGAGCCCCCCAUUGAUACCGGAAGAGACUUGCAGUACCCCUGAGCUGCUCUUGCAACAGCAAAGCAAGUGCAGACGCUUUCAGAAUACGCUCGUUGUGCUACGCAGGUCAGGAUUGCUGGAGAUCACUUUAAAAACCAAGGAGCUCAUUCAUCAGAACCAGGUGACUCAGGCCGAGCUGGACCGGCUGAAGCAUCAAACACAGCUUUUCAUAGAGGCAAUAAAGAACAAUGCUCCACAGUCAUGGGCAGAGCUAGAAGCAUCUCUAACAAGAUCUGAUAAAGCUGAUAGCAACCUUGAAGACCCCACUUAUCCCAACAUGUAG